AUGUCUGGUUAUGGGAAGUCAGAGCUCGCAGGUAUGGGUGUGAACCAUUUGUCCGACGUUGUCGCUCAUUCGACAACAGAUUUCCCGCCUACCGAUACUGAAAAUCCAAUGUUCUACGGCACAUUUCUCCAAGCUCCGUAUAGUCAUCACCAUCUUCUCCAGCCUACUGCGAAUCAAGAUGUUGACUUCCAAUUUGUGUCGCAAGACAUCAAACCUUCGGUCCAACACAUGAGGAACUUCAGUGCUCCACACUCUCGGGCACCUUCAACGAACACCAUUCAUCAGCCUGCUCUGAAAAGAAAGGCUUCCAUGACUGAAGAGUACGACCAGCCAGCCUCCAAGAGAACAGCAGUGGCACAGGUUCAAGUCCAAGACCCUCAGGGUGAUUACUACGACCUCAGCGGUCAAACCUCGCCCGGGACACCAUUUGUACUUACCCCGACUGGCAGCACCGGACUCCCAGUAUGCGCGCCCAACUUUGCAUCACCAAGACCGUCUGGCCACCAUUACUCCACCUCGACGGCUUCCCAAGUGUCAUUGACUGCUCCGUCACCGCAUACACCCGCUUUCAACAGCCCGUCCUUCGCUACUGUGAAAAGCGAGCAAAGUCCCAGGGCACCAGUCACGCCCAUUCCUCGGCCGGCGACAAGCUCUCCCGUCAAAUCAUCUGUCCCUAAGUUGGUUCGUACCUCCACCAUGCAACAGUCUCCUCCUGGCUCUUUCUCCGGCAUGACCAUGGGACAAACUCAGACCUUCAACCCUUAUUCCAUGCAUCCUCUUAAGGCGAGCUUGAAAUUGAACGGCGACCUGGAGACCAUGAAAGAGUCCUGGACCAAGGAUGAGAAAGAGGCUCGUCGUCGUCUCGUUGAGUUCCGACGAAGCCAAAUCAACAGCACCAUUACCGCCGACUUUAAGCCUGUUGCACCACAAGACCGUCAGCCUAGCAGCAUCUGCAUCUCGUGCAUCUGGUGGAAAGAGAAGAACGAAUUCUACGUCACCUCCGUCGAUACCAUCUACCUGCUCGAGGCUCUUGUUGGGGUGAGAUUCACUGUCGAGGAAAAGAACCGAAUACGCCGAAACCUGGAAGGAUUCCGGCCGAUGACUGUUUCCAAGGCCAAGCCAGACAGUGAGGAAUUCUUCAAAGUCAUCAUGGGCUUCCCUCAUCCCAAACCCCGCAACAUCGAGAAGGAUGUCAAGGUGUUUCCAUGGAAGAUUCUAUCUACCGCCUUGAAGAAGAUCAUCUCCAAGUACUCCGCAAGCUAUUCUUCAACAGCCGCGGUCGUUAACCCGGCUUCGAUGUAUUCUGACCAUGUGGUCGACUUCCGAUUCAUGUCUUCACCUCAACAAGAGUACAUGCCUGCGAUGUCUGCAACUGGGUCUUAUCCUGUCAUGAGCUCGGAAAUGCAAUACAUGCCUGCGCCACAACCCAUGCCCAUGCAAGCACCACCUCCGGUUCCUGAGCUUCAACUGCAGGUGCCAGAAUACAGAACCUUCGAUGCCAAUGGCCAAUUCUACUAUCAAAUGGUCCAGACUCCUAACGGGACCAUGCCGAUGCAGCGUGGUCCAAUGACAGCACCAAUAAACCGUCCUAAUUUGGACUUUGCGCUCGCCAACGGCAACCCCGUCACCACGGCGCCGCAUAGCGCUCCAGCGGCCGCCUACCAACACGCAUUCUUCGAAUCGAACGAGUUCGUGCCUCCAAUGCACUAUCCACAACGCUGA
This is a messenger RNA of Exophiala spinifera, 1722 nucleotides long. RefSeq lists its product as uncharacterized. The record is from RefSeq and is a predicted model, not a curated record. Gene Ontology annotation, cellular component: nucleus. The coding region runs from base 1 to 1722 and encodes 573 amino acids. NCBI's taxonomy places the organism in Eukaryota, Fungi, Ascomycota, Eurotiomycetes, Chaetothyriales, Herpotrichiellaceae. The transcript has a single exon.